AUGCUAGGCUUGCUUUGCGUUAGAAUCCUAUGCCUGCGCAAAGAAAAACAUAAAAGAAAAGUUAACUUAGAGGAUAAUAACUAUAAUCUAGAUAAGGACAUAAAGGUUAAAGAUAGUAAAGUGUUUAACUAUAAGGUUAGCUGUGUUAUUUACUAUAAUAAUCUUAAAUUUUCUAACAACCUGUUUACAAUCUAUGUUGCUAAAGGUGUAAAGAUGCCUAUAAUUCUAAGUAAAACUUUUAAGUUACUUAAUAUCUUAGCCCUACUUUGCAUUAUUUCUGUCUAUAAUAAUAGUUAUAAAUCUCUAUGUGUAAACUACAGUAAAGUAACUAAUAUAUAUAGGGCUUAUAAGUGCCUAACUUACAAGGGUAUCCUGCGUAGGCACAUUUAA
Molecule: messenger RNA, 390 nt
Organism: Lindgomyces ingoldianus
Lineage: Eukaryota; Fungi; Ascomycota; Dothideomycetes; Pleosporales; Lindgomycetaceae
Exons: 7
Coding region: 1-390 (129 amino acids)
Source: RefSeq, a predicted model, not a curated record